AUGAAAAACCAGAGUCUUGUGUCUGAAUUCAUUUUCACUGGAUUUCCUGAAGUGUAUGAAACAGAAAUUCUAUUAUUUGUUAUGUUUUUGUGUGUCUAUGUUAUAAUAAUUAUUGGAAAUCUCAUCAUUAUAACCUCUGUAUACUGGGAUACACGCCUUCAUACACCUAUGUACUUUUUCCUGGCAAAUAUUUCAUUCCUUGAAGUUAGCAUAGCAACAGUUGUAAUACCUAAAUUACUAUCCAUUUUGUUGUCUUCUAAAAAAUCUAUAUCUUUGGCAAGCUGUUUUACUCAGUGCUAUUUAUACUUUUUAUUGGGAACCAUAGAUUUCAUUUACUUGGCAGCAAUGUCCUUUGAUCGGUAUGUUGCUAUAUGUAAUCCCUUGCACUAUAUAACCAUCAUGAGCUGGAGCACAUGUUUUUAUUUGACAGUGGGAUCUUGGUGGGUUGGACUGCUCUUAGUUACAUGCCCAGCAGUUGCCAAAUUUAUUCUGCCAUACUGUGAGGCAAAUAAGAUCAACCAUUUUUUCUGUGACUCUAUCCCUCUCAUGAAGCUAGCCUGUAAGGAUACUACUCUUCUGGAGUUAAUUGAUUUUAUACUGUAUUUAUUUGUGAUAAUGUGUUCUUUAUUUAUAACUAUCAUCACUUAUUUUAUGAUUAUAAUUGUCAUCCUUAGAAUACCAUCAGUUAAUGGACGCCAAAAGGCCUUCUCAACUUGUGUAUCCCAUCUCUUGCUAGUAUGUCUUGGUUAUGGUGGCCCAAUUUUCAUCUAUAUUAUUCCCAAAAAACAAUAUUCUCUUGAUUUAAAUAAGUUUGUAAGUGUAAUAACAGUAUUUGUAACUCCUACUCUAAGUCCUUUUAUUUUAUGUCUAAGAAACAAAAGUGUACAAGUUACAUUAAUGGAUAUGAGGGCUUAUUUAAGACAUACUAAGAGGGGCAGAAUUGCACCCUUAGGAUAA
This is a messenger RNA of Xenopus tropicalis (tropical clawed frog), 957 nucleotides long. It is a transcript of the gene or10bq1, whose product is annotated as olfactory receptor family 10 subfamily BQ member 1. Gene Ontology annotation, biological process: detection of chemical stimulus involved in sensory perception of smell; signal transduction; G protein-coupled receptor signaling pathway. Gene Ontology annotation, cellular component: membrane; plasma membrane. Bases 1 to 957 code for a protein of 318 amino acids. The record is from RefSeq and is a predicted model, not a curated record. Lineage: Eukaryota; Metazoa; Chordata; Amphibia; Anura; Pipidae. Gene Ontology annotation, molecular function: G protein-coupled receptor activity; olfactory receptor activity. The transcript has a single exon.